UCUGCGGUACCUUUUUUUGAAAGUUCAAAAACAAGAUAUAAAUUCCGCCACCUCUCCCUCUCUCUCUUCUUUCUCUCUUCUUUCUCUCUCCUCACGCGCUCAAUUCCUCUCUCCCUCACUACUCACUACUCACAACUCACGCCAUUUUCACCGCUUCCACUCUCCCACGGCAGUUGCAACGGAUCCCUCCCCCCCCAUUCAAUUUUCCUCUUACUCCAAAACAUUCACCACCAUCUUCUCUUCUCCCUCAUUUCCUCUUCAUCUCUUUCUCUUCAUUUUCAUGAGACUUCCACUCAGAUGAUUCACCAUACCCGCUACAAGGUUGCUGCUACUCAUCUUGAUCCCACCUCAGUACGAGCAGGAAAUAGAAAGAAUGAGAAACAGAGAAACUUACGGACUAUGGGCUGUGAUUCCGGUUCUUGCAGUAGUGGAAUUACAGAAGACGACUCGUUCACUCUUGAGCUGGGGUGGCGAUCUUCUAAAGGCUCUUUCGGAGCUCCAGUGAAAAAACUAUUAGCAGAUGAAAUGUCUAAAGAAACUGAAAUGAAAAAGAGGUCGCCCAACAUUAUCGCCAAAUUGAUGGGGCUUGAUGGCAUGCCACCUACGAGGUGUGCUAAUAAUCGACAAAAAUGUCCAUCAGAGGGCUCCUCCCCGAGGUGUAUUUCAAAGGAGAAAGUGGGAAGGAGGGGCACAUAUUUUGAUGGUCAAGUGACUAAGAGAAGCUCAAAGGAUCAACAGGAAUUUAAGGACGUCUUUGAGGUCUUGGAAACGUCAAAGACAGGGCAGAGUAGAAACCCAGAUCAAGGAACUGGAUAUUUUGAAGUGACUGAAUCAGAAAUGGCAUUCAUUCGGCAGAAGUUCUUGGAUGCUAAGCGAUUAUCAACUGAUGAGAAGUCACAAGAUUCAAGGGAAUUUCAUGAUGCACUUGAUGCUUUAGAGUCAAACCGAGAUCUUCUACUCAAAUUUCUACAUCAACCUGGUUCGUUGUUCACUAGGCAUCUGCAUGAUUUGCAAGAUGUUGGCUCCUGCUCUGUCCGUGGUUGUUUACCUAUUGAAUCAUUAGAUAACAGGAAGCAUGACUACCCUGGGUUUCGGGACAAUUCAGAUAGGGGAACUCCUCCAAAAAAUAGAAGUAAAUCGAUUAACAAUCAUUCCAGCUACUCAGACAGUUCCUUUUCCGCCCAUUCUUCAAAGUCUUCUCAAAUUUUGGAAAGUAAAGACGAACUGGAUCAUCUUCCCACGAGAAUUGUUGUUCUCAAACCCAACAUUGGCAAAGUGCAAAAUGCUAGGAAUAUUAUUUUCCAAGCUCAUUCUUUUGAAGAAUGUUCAGAUCUUGGAGAGUUAAAAACUGUUGAACGGACAAACAAGGAAUUUAGGGGAAAGAAAGACUCCCUAGAUAAGAAAGUUGUAUCUAGGCACAGUUGCAAAGAAUCCAGAGAAAUUCCUAAUGGGAAAACGAGGCAGAUGAGAAAUGAAGUUAGUGUAUCCCCUUUGAAUUCAACAUGUUCCAAUUUCCAAGGAUACGCAGGGGAUGAGAGUUCUUGCAGUUUGUCUGGAAAUGAAUCGUCAGAAGAACCUGUGGUGAGGAAUGUUAAUUUAAAAAGUUCAUCCAACUUGAAUAUGGGAUAUCGACAAUCAUCUUCACGUCAUAAGGAAUCGUCAAUCAGUAGAGAGGCAAAGAAAAGACUCACUGCUAGGUGGAGAUCCUCCCGGAUCUCUGAGGAUAAGGGAGUUGUUAGUAGAGGCAGCACCCUGGCUGACAUGUUAGCUGCCAAUGCUAAAGAAGUUACACUUGCAGAUUCGUAUGCACAAAUUGCAGAGGAGGGAUUUGCAGGGAAAUUCUCUAACGAUGUGCAACCUGGUAAAAAGGUUGAACCUUUUGGCAUAAGCAGCAAUGAUGGCUGGAAAGACGGCAGUAUCAAACUAACCAGGUCGAGAUCUCUUCCUGCUUCAUCAAUUGGCUUUGGAAGACCUAAAACAAUGCACCGAUCUGACAAGCACUUAAUCUCAAAAGAGCGUAAACGGGAAAACAAUAAGUCUGUAAAAAUCAAUUUUGAUCAGAGGGAAUGCUUACCAUGGCAGAAAUCAACACCCAGCAAGAUAACACCUUCAUUUAAGGGAAACCAGAUUAGCACAAAUGCUUGCUCUCUUGAUCACAGUUCAUCUAAAAUGGCUUCUAUGGAGUUUGAGGCCUCCUGUUCCUAUGUCAAUGACAGAAAUCCAAUUUCUCAAAGUGUUGAGGAUGAUGGAGAUGGCUGCACAAUGACGUUUCAUGAAACACCUAAUGACUUGGAGUUGGACUCAUCAGAGUACAUAUCAACAGUUGGAAAUUCUUGUGUUGACCACCAAGACAAUACAAUACAAGAGGAAGAGCUAUCGGCAGCAAGUCCCGUGCUCUUGCACAAAUCUGUACCUGCUCUUGAAUCUCCAGCUACCUCGAAGGAGGCUGAUCAGCCAAGUCCAGUUUCAGUUCUAGAACCUGCUUUUGGUGAUGAUCUCUCCUCAUGUUCGGAAUGUUUUGAGAGUGUUAGCGCAGACCUCCAAGGUCUCCGAAUGCAGCUUCAACUACUCAAGUUUGAAUCCGAAGCAUUUACAGAGGGUCCCAUGCUUGUAUCCAGCGAUGAAGAUUCAACAGAAGUAUCUUCUGAGUUACCAAAUGAGAAGAAGGGUCCGUGGAGAACAAAGGAUUGCUGGGAGUUAUCUUAUUUACUUGACAUCUUAACACAUGCAGGGCUUAAUAACAAUUCCAAUGCAAGUGCUGUGUUAGCAACCCUGAACUCCUCCAAUUGCCCUAUCGAUCCAAAGAUGUUCGAGCAGCUUGAAGAAAAGCACAGUGUAGCUCCCUCAACGACUCGGUCUGAUAGGAAGCUACUUUUCGACCACAUAUACUCAGGAAUCAUGACAAUUAGCCAACAGUUGAUGGAUCCCCAGCCAUGGGUGAGGAGGGCGUCAAGAACACAGAUUUCUAGGAAAUGGAUGAUGAAGAAUGAGGAGCUCCAGAACAGAAUAUGUAAGUUUCUUCACACCCAAAUAGUUAGGAAUGAUAUAGUAGAGGAGUCAGAAUGGCAGGAUUUAGGAAAUGAAAUCGAUUUGAUAGGUAGGGAAAUUGAAAGGUUGAUGAUAAAUGAGCUUUUAGAUGAAAUAGUCACAAUGUGAUAUAGAGUUUUCGUUAUUCUUUUUCUUUUUCUAAAAUGUUAAAAGGUCAUAGCAUGAAAUGUGUAGAUUGAAAUGUUGUGUAAACCACUCAUUUCUUCAAUAAAUGGAAUUAAUGACCCUACCCUUUCUGUUCUCA
Molecule: messenger RNA, 3292 nt
Organism: Cucumis melo (muskmelon)
Lineage: Eukaryota; Viridiplantae; Streptophyta; Magnoliopsida; Cucurbitales; Cucurbitaceae
Exons: 5
Coding region: 298-3156 (952 amino acids)
Source: RefSeq, a predicted model, not a curated record